Molecule: messenger RNA, 4664 nt
Organism: Mercenaria mercenaria
Lineage: Eukaryota; Metazoa; Mollusca; Bivalvia; Venerida; Veneridae
Exons: 3
Coding region: 141-4664 (1507 amino acids)
Source: RefSeq, a predicted model, not a curated record
AAAAUAUGGCGUCAGCAAGUGAAAAUUGGAUUUUCAGUUCGAUUUUUUUUUCGAAAUAUAUGGUAAAAAAAGAGCUUCUGAACACAAAUGACAAUAUCAAGUAAAUUGAUUCAAUUGCAGCAUCAUCGGCAGCAGAGGAAAUGAAUACGACGACGGUAACGACGACGACGACCGAGUCCAGUGGUACGAUAACAAUAAAAGUGUGGAUAAUUUAUGCUGUAAUAUUCCCUAUCAUUGCUAUAGCCGCCAUUGCUGCACUUCUAAUUCUUUGCCGUUGGCUCUGCAACAAAAGACAUGUGUCUGUCUUACCGAAAAGUGAGCCAGAAAAGAGUCACAUCAUCAAUGACCUGAACAACAGCAAUGAAGCCACUACUGAACCCUUAGACCAUUUUGUUGUUUCACACGAAGCAAGCAAAAUAUCGAAAAAACCAAAGAAAGCAAUUAACCGUUUGGGUAAAAAAGAUUCGACGCCAUCUGCUGAACGAGAGAGAGAACCAGGUAUAGAGAAUUUGAACAGAGCACUUGACCUAGCAACUGAAGAACGAGAGAGGACAGAUGAUAACUUUCAUGGCGAUGCAGUCAGUGAAAAUGCAUUUAAUCACUUGAAGGAAGAAUCGGCACCUAACGAAGGGAUUCGACAAUUAAAACAACGACAUGUAACUACAAACCGUAACAAAAGUUUGAUUAAUACGUUCAAACCAGAAAAUGCAUGCGUUUCAAAAUCAAAAACAUUACAAGACACAAGCAGGAUAUUGUUGUCAAGAAGAAGACGACGAAAGUGUAAAGAAUCAGCAAUGAAAAGAAAUAUGAAACUGAUUAAAAGUAAACUAAACAGACCAAAGACCGACACUGAUGAAAGCAUCGAUGAAACGACUGACGGAAGUACAUCAACCGUCGUCACAGCUAGUGAAGAGGAGAGUGCGAUUGAUCCAAGUUUUGUACAAAGUGGAGAUGAAGACUGUAUAACCGAUGACGAAGAUUCAGGUACUGAUAACUUCACUUCAAGACAUUCUAAGAAGCUGAAAAGAGAAACCUUAAAUGAAGCAAAUGAAAAUAUGUCAAAAUUAAGUAUCAGAAAUGGUAAAAGCAAUCAGGAACCGAAUACUGGCGAUACGCCAAUAGCUGAUAUAACCAAAAGAAAUAUAAAGAAUGAAAAAGCCAAGGAAACAAAUAUCCAAAGUAAGUCAUCGAAAGAUUCCAAGCUUUUUACAGGAAAGGAGAGUAUUCCAAAAUAUCAACUUACUGUGUCAGGAAAUGAAGCAUCCGAGGCCACAUUGACCUCAGAACUCCCACAUGACGUAGAGGCUGAGCAGAGAACGAGUACAAGUUCUGAAAACAAGAUGAAGAAAAAAGUAACAAAGGCAACACAUGAACACGUCCAAAGACAGGGUCCAUUAGCAACGUCAUCUUUUAAGUCGAAUGUGGAAGAGAAAGCCGACGCUUAUAAAGGUGAAAAACAAAAACAGACUGGCGACAUAAAUGCAACAAGACACAGCAGUAAGUUGAAUAUACACGAUUUUUUUCAAGGGGAAACCGGUGUCAGUAAUGAAAGUUUUGAACCUAAAGAGAAAUCGUAUGACAAUUAUAAGGAGUUUGAGAGGAUGGUCAUGAAACGUGGAACAGUUAGUUUAAAUAGAUCAGUUUCAUUAAAUGAAAUGGAUUUACAUAAAGAUGAAACAUAUUCGAGACGACGGAAAAGGAAAUACCAGUCACUACGACAGACGAAGAAGGAGUCGGUGUUUGAUGUUUUAAAGACACUUGACAAGACUCCAAAGAAAAGCAUAUUGAAGAAGUCGAAAAGCUUACAUUUAAAGUCCAAAGGUAAAGAAAAUUCAGAAUCCUUAAGAUAUGAAGGAGGCACAACAAUCUUUACAGAUGAAGGAAAAGAAGAAAUGAAUUUGUCGUAUGUACAUUUUACAAAAGAUAUUGACACAUGCAAAAUAAAUAUAAAUAAUGUGUAUCCCACUGCUUAUGAAGCUUGUACCACCAGUUUAACCUCAAAAGAGAAUAAAUCUGCAACUUCAAAAUCAAAUCAAAUGAACGAAAAUAAUGAGAGUAAUAUUGAAAGCCAGAUUAAUGCAACAACGAUAGAAACCGGGUCUGAUUUAGAGCAAAGUCAGCAAUGCGGAGAUAACAAACCACAAAGAACUGACAAAACAAAAUCUAAAGAUACAGAGACAAUUGCUUUUGCAAGUCUGAAUAUCCAUGAAGAUACUAACCACGGGAUAAACCAUGACAGAAUUGGUAAUGAAAAUGACAGUAUUUCUGAAAUCGUGUCUUCAAAUCUUUUAGCAACUUCUGACGAUAUCUCUACGCUACAGGACACGGACAUAUUGGAUUUUCCAAAACCUAGUAUGGAUGGAAUUGAAAGCUUCACGCAGUUAUUGACACAGACGGAUUUAAAUGAAAAACAACCAGAGGUAGAGGCAAACAGAAAAUGUGAUGAUUCUUAUGUAGUGAACAUCAUCAAGGAAAAUGUUUCUGAUAAUAGAUCGGAAUCAAAUGACAUGAUCAGUUUAGAAGUUGGCUCUAAUGAUAAAAAGGAACAAGAGACUUCCGGGAAUCAUCAUCAGACUGCCCAAUACGACGACACGGAAAAUAUUAAAAUGCAAAACUUGUCUGAUAAAGUAGAAUCUAUUAAUAUACCGGAUGACAAAGAAACGAGUAUAUUUCAAAGUAGAUACAAGUAUUCUUCGGGAGAAGCUGAAAAGCAAUCAAAAUUGUCGUUUAAUCUUAACCAUGAUAGCACGAGAACUGCAACAGAACAAAGAACAUUUCAAUGUAAAGAGAAUGAAGCAGACAAGUUAGAGGAUGCUCAAAUACACGUGUCCGAAAGAGGUUUGUUAUUUUCUAAGGACUUUUAUACAACCGCGUCCCCGUCACCAACUACGCAUGUUAUUGAUCAAAAUGUUGAACAGAGACAAGUUUCAGAACAAAAUACACCAGGUGAUACUGAUGAAUCUUCAAUGACACCGGUGAAAGCUUAUUCAGAGGUGAAUAUAAAAGAUGAUGUUACAGUAAAAGUUAACAUGAAUCAAGGCCAAACACCUAUGUUCACACGUACACUGAUAUUGAAUGAACUUCGAGCAAAUGAUCGCGACGCCAUGUCAGAUGAGACAACAAGAUGCCAAAAUGCAGAUUUAUUGCAAGAAGAAUUUACUAAAACCCAUUUAACUGAUAACAAUGUGCCUACAUCUUUACUAACAGAAUAUGCAAAUUCAACAGUGUUUAACGAUUAUAGUCGUCGCAUUGAUUUGUCAAAAAGAGAAAUCGCUAGUACGUUAUCGUUAAAAAAAGAACACCGUCACACUCUUUUGGUUCAUGAUGAACGUUCCAGAACACCAGUUUUGACAGGUGGAGGUUUGAAAAUGCCAUUGGGUCAGCCCAAACAUGCAAGUAUACCACAUAGUACCGAACGAAAUAACUGUAAUCCUUUGUUCGACUGCAUCGGAGUUGAAACUACACCCAAGGAAACGAAGCGGUCAUUCCAUUCAACAAUCUCGCCUCCACAUCUAACAAGGUCACUAUCGCCAAUCUUGAAAAAAGACGCUAGUGAAUCAGCUAUGGACAGGCCUAUAACUCCACCUUCGAAAACACAGGCAAAAAUAAGACAAGGAAAUACACACAAAAAUAAUCUGACAUCAUUGAAUGAACAUUCUAAAUAUCAACGUCCUUUGGCAGGAGAUCCACAUCAGUUUCGUAAUACAGAACUUCAAAAGAAACCAUCCAUUAACGGUAGUGCGUCUGUUAAAAAGCCAACCCACGCUGGCAAACUAAAACGAGAUGUGCUGAGCACACUUAAUAAAGACGAACUAAAAGUAUCCGAAAGAGCGAAUGUUGUGUCAAAAGAUGAAACGCGCAUAGACGGUAGGUUAGAACAGGAAAACGAGAAAAAUGAUUCAAUAAAAGGACACACGUUCAAUUUGAGGAAUGGGUCGUUCAAAGGUCGGUCAAAAACACCAGCUGUUGAGAUAGAACGUUCACCUAAAUACCCUCUGGAGCAAAAACGAUCAAAGACACCUUUACCUGUCCCAACGUUUAUCAAAAGUAAUACGGAAACGUCUCCGAAGAAAAUAUUAAUCGAUGAAUUGAAACCAAAACAUCAAACGCAUUACAUAGAAUCAUUUAGUAGGAAUUUCCCUAAUUUUCCUAUUGAUAGACGUCAAUUUAGAAGUUCUGACCAUCAAAGGAGAAAAUCUUUAACUUCUUUUAGGAAUAAAAGAUCAAAUACAGUCGUCCUUGGAAAACAUGACACAGCUGCAAGCACACUUUUGAACAGACGAAUGAAAGAAGACAACACACUGAGCGGAAGUGUUAAUUCUAGGAAACCAUCUGAAAGAGAACGUCCCAAGUCCGCCAUGUCACUGCGUUCAGCACCUCGAUCAACCACAAUGGAAACAGUUCUAACUAUUCCGAGAAAUUUUAAAGCAAGAAAUGAGAGUAAACAAAUGCGAGAAGGAAACAGGUACUUUGACAGUGGUAAAAGCACUUCUGAAAAAGAACAUGACCGAACAAACAGGAUUCCACAAAGUUACAAGUCACAUGUAAAAGCAGAUACAUUUCUGAAUCUCGAACAUACCAAUAAUGGACUUACUGAUUCAGACAGUGAGCUAGAAGAAUUCUUUGCAAAUCCUGAAGCAGAAGUUUUGCAAUUAGGCAACUGA